AUGGCUUUGCAUUUGGGACUCCUCAAACCUCCACCUGUAAUCACCAACUCCACAUACACAAUGGCCCCACACGCACUACAGAGACUCAAACGAAGAAUGAGCAAUGUUGCCGAGAAACUCAAAUUGAAGCUUGGAAUUGCGGACCCCCCUUGCCGCGAGAGCACUCUCGACUCCACGGAAACCGGCGCUGCCACCGUAUCCACUCUCGCCGUGCCAACAGGCCGGCCGUUUCUUGGGAGCGCAGAAGUACAUGUGCCCUGUUCGCCUUUCGUGGGAAGCGAGGAUCUCGCCGGUCUGGCGACGCUCUCAACGCCAACAGCUCAAGCUAGGGCAUGGGUGUAUAGUCCCAGCGUUUAUAGCAGGCCAGCGUCUUGGGAGUACGACGGAAGCCCACCAACUCCUCCACCAACACAAGGUCGGCGACCCACUCUGGCAGACUACCAGCUGGGGCUCACUCUCGCCGGUGAUAGCAGGCGUAGACCCUCGACGAGCUCUGCCAUGGGCUUGGCCAGCAUCGCGGAACUCGAAGCGCUUCGUGGGGAUGAUCGCAAGCUCAGCAAGGUCAAUGCCAUGGACGAAGCCGGAGACACGGUAAUGGGCAAGGCGAUGAAGCGACACAUCGACGAAAAAGCACUUUUCCGCUCGGAAAGCAAGCGACGAGAGAGCGCGGCACAACCUCUGCCAGUCUUUACCAGUCCAUCAUUCGGAGGCAGUGGCGUUCCGGCUGUAACAGAAGAGGAGGAAGACGAGGCCGUCGCUGAGGAGCAGGAGGAGAUACCAGCCACUCCAGGAGAACACCAGCUGAAUACACGCGCUCCAGGACGCGCCAGCUCAAUGCACGAGUAUUCCAGCCCACAGCGCGAGCACUACUCACCAGUCGACUACUUUCCAGAUGAGCCCACCAACAUAAUCUCGACCAAGGUAUCGGAACGGACGCCAGUGUCUUCUCACUCCAAGAAGAAGUCGAAAAUUCCCCGAAUUGGCACCUGUCUACCAUCGUGGACCAAGUUCCCAUCGCACACCCGACCAGAUCGCAGCGCUUCAGCGAGCACACUAGACAACGUCAUCACUCGAGACUUCGCCGUGGACAUAGAAGCCGCAGAAAGCCAAUCAGCAGCCACCUCACCAAAAGGCAAGAAAUCCCGUCUCACCAGCUCAAAGUCUGCAAAGUCCCUCAUCAGAUCGCCGUCCAGAGCUUAUGACGGGUUCAUCGCAUACUACACCGAUCUCCUCACCCGCGCUGGCUUCCACGGCCAGAACCGUCGUACCUCAGUCGCGAUGAGCCAGGGCACCUUACUCAAUCCCGAGCUCGAGAUGAUUGCCCCUGUCACCGGAUCGGAGGGCCAUGUCCACUCAUACCAGCAUCUUUUGGAGAUCGAACAGCAUCUCGAGCAGGUCAGCAGCAGGACAGAACCCAGCGGCGAAUUGUUCCGCCAGGACAGUUUCAAGAGCUUUCACUUCAAACAGCACGUUACAACUCCUGAGGAUACCGUUGAGGAGGAGCAAGACCCACUUGGACCGUGA
Messenger RNA from Fulvia fulva, 1524 nucleotides. RefSeq lists its product as uncharacterized. Lineage: Eukaryota; Fungi; Ascomycota; Dothideomycetes; Mycosphaerellales; Mycosphaerellaceae. Bases 1 to 1524 code for a protein of 507 amino acids. The transcript has 2 exons. The record is from RefSeq and is a predicted model, not a curated record.